Henningerozyma blattae CBS 6284 is the source of this 618-nucleotide messenger RNA. It is a transcript of the gene MNP1, whose product is annotated as mitochondrial 54S ribosomal protein bL12m. Gene Ontology annotation, cellular component: ribosome. The record is from RefSeq and is a predicted model, not a curated record. NCBI's taxonomy places the organism in Eukaryota, Fungi, Ascomycota, Saccharomycetes, Saccharomycetales, Saccharomycetaceae. Gene Ontology annotation, molecular function: structural constituent of ribosome. Gene Ontology annotation, biological process: translation. The transcript has a single exon. Bases 1 to 618 code for a protein of 205 amino acids.
AUGUCAUCUUCACGAAUUCUAUUAAGAAACUCUCUUUCUAUUGCCAGACCAUCAAGAGUAUUGUUCAAUUCAAGAAUAGUUAAUUCAUCGGCGCGUUUGCUUUGGACUCAAUCUCCUUCAUAUAAUUCUAUUUCAAAAGAUGAUUCCAUAAAAAAGGAAGAAAGUGCGCCAAGUAAAGCUGUUCAAGAAGUGAGUCCAAAAAUUCAAGCUUUGGUGGAUCAAAUUUCAGCAUUAACACUAUUGGAAACUGCUUCUUUAGUGACAGAAUUAAAGACAAAGUUAAACAUACCUGAUUUUGCAAUGGCUGCUCCUGCUGUUGCUACUGCAGGCAGUGCUAAUGGUGCAGCUGCUGUUAGUGAAGAAGAUGGUGAAAGCAGUGGAGCUAAAAAGGAAUCCAAAGAAAAGACUGUUUUCAAUAUUAAAUUAGAUUCAUUUGAAACAAAGAGUAAGCCAAAGAUUAUUAAGGAAGUUAAGGGUUUAUUAGGUCUUUCUUUAGUUGAAGCUAAGAAAUUUGUUGAAGCAGCUCCAAAAUUGUUAAAAGAAAACGUGGCAAAGGAUGAUGCUGACAAGAUAAAGAAAACUCUUGAAGAUUUGGGCGCUAAAGUUACAUUGGAAUAA